AUGUUUUUACAAUCGGCAAGUGUUUCAAUUAUUGCCACAUUGACAGCGCGCAGGCUGCUGCUGGCCUGCGUCGCUGCGCUGUCGCUGUCGCUGCUACAUGUUGAGGCUCUGGACUGGCAACAGGUUAAGCCAAUGUAUUUAGUGUCCAUGUAUCCGGGCCCGUUCGGCAUGGCCUUGUCCCAGACACCAACCGCCACCUCGCUGUCCGCCGAACUGGACGCGGAAAUGAGCGCCAGCAACGACGAGAGCCGCAUUAGCGACAGCGCUGCCGACGCCGACGCCGUCGCCGCGGAGCCAGAGCCAUUGGUAUUGAACCUGGAGACGACGCCACUGCUGGACAGCAUGCUGCCGGAGGGUGCGAUGGCCAUGGAUCGCAUCUUCGGCGGCGAUGUGGGCAAUCCACAUUGUUUUCCCUAUCAGGUGGGCAUGCUCCUGCAGCGUCCCAAGGGUCUAUACUGGUGCGGUGGUUCCCUAAUCUCGGAUCAGCAUGUGCUGACAGCCGCCCAUUGCGUGGACAUGGCCAAGCGUGCUUUGGUCUUUCUGGGCGCCAAUGAGAUCAAGAACGCCAAGGAGUCGGGUCAGGUGCGUCUUAUGGUGCCCAGCAGCAAUUUUCACAUCUAUCCCACCUGGAAUCCCAAGCGUCUGAAGGAUGACAUUGCGCUGGUACGACUGCCGCACGCGGUCAGCUUCAAUGAACGCAUCCAUCCCAUACAAUUGCCCAAGCGGCACUAUGAGUACCGCAACUUCAAGAACAAGCUGGGCAUCGCCUCCGGCUGGGGCCGCUAUGCCACGGGCGUACAUGCGAUUAGCAAUGUGCUGCGCUAUGUGCAGCUCCAGAUCAUCGACGAUCGCACCUGUAAGCGCAAUUUUCCGUUGUCCUUUCGCGGCACGAACAUCUGUACGAGCGGUCGGAACGCUCGAUCCACCUGCAAUGGCGACUCUGGUGGGCCGCUGGUGCUGCAGCGGCGUCACUCCAAGAAGCGCGUCCUGGUGGGCAUCACCUCGUUCGGCAGCAUCUAUGGCUGCGAUCGUGGCUAUCCUGCGGCCUUUACCAAGGUUGCCUCGUACCUGGACUGGAUUAGCGAUGAGACGGGCGUGCACUCGCACCAGGACACCACGGAGGCCAUUUUCUUUGAUCAGUAUAUCAAGAACUACGGCAAGGAGCACCAAAAGCGCAAACUGCGAACCGACCACCAGCCGGACGAUGAUGUGCCCGACGAACUGGACGUGCACCACCCACUGUCCGACGAGGACACGUCCAAGGCUGUCAGCCGACGGCCACAUUCCAAAUCCAAACACGACUUUUAUUUCUUGUAG
Molecule: messenger RNA, 1317 nt
Organism: Drosophila novamexicana
Lineage: Eukaryota; Metazoa; Arthropoda; Insecta; Diptera; Drosophilidae
Product: chymotrypsin BI
Exons: 3
Coding region: 1-1317 (438 amino acids)
Biological process (GO): proteolysis
Molecular function (GO): serine-type endopeptidase activity
Source: RefSeq, a predicted model, not a curated record